CUGUAUCAGAAAAGAAUGAGGUCCUUUAUUUAGUAAGUGACACAUCAGUUGGAGAAGGAGAGUAAAGUGCAAGGCGUGAGGUACUGCCUGAAAGUGAAGUGGAGUCAAACAACUGCAGUCAAACCCUGCCCAGACAGAGGUUUCACCAAGGAUAUUUCAGCCAGUCUGAGUGUAGCUGACGGUGAAGAAGAAUGAUCCAUUAUGAUCACAUUAUCAAGCUGUUAUGCAUUGACUCAUUGGUUUAUUGACUGAGUUCUCCUCAUUGGUUCCAGAAGAUUGCUUGGACAAAUGUUAAGCCAUAGUGAAUUGCUGCAGUUAACCUUUGCACUUCAGUGAAGACUCUGUGUUAUUUAAAUUUGCAUGCUGCUCCAUUCCAAUCCUCACUUGACUGGGAGCAAAAAUGAUCAAGUAUUGGGGAGAGAUCCCAGUGUCAUCCACUCAGCCCAGUAGGAGCUCUUUCGAUCUGCUGCAGCGGGAGUUCCGGACAGUGGAAAUCCAAGACCCACCAUUGCACCAGCCCUCGGCCGACAGACCUCGGCCUGCAACUAUGCUGGAUGUGCCGUCCGAGCCCUGUGGUCUGACAGUCCACACCAUCCAGCUGAUACAAUACAACCGGCGACUGCGGAGCCUUGUUGCCGCCGCUCAGGCACAGGGCCAACCACAGCCAGACGGGCUAAAGGCUGAAGAAGCAGACACCCUGCCCCCUGCCCCCAGCUCACCGCUGAUGCCAGAAGAGCUGCUGCCUGUGGACAGCAAGACCCCAAAGUUCCCUUUCCAGCUGAGGCACAGUGAUCCAGAGAGCGAUUUUUACAGGGGAAAAGGUGAACCUGUCACUGAACUCAGCUGGGCCUCUUGUCGGCAGCUCCUCUACCAGUCGGUGGCCACCAUUCUGGCCCAUGCAGGAUUCGAAUCCGCUCACGAGGGGGUUCUGGAAACAUUGACUGAUGUCGCCAGUGAGUACUACUUCAAAUUCACACGGCUGCUGCGCUUUGCCACGGAUCGGGAAGCCCGGGUUGGCCAGACCCCGUUCCAAGAUGUGAUGGAGCAAGUGUUCCACGAAGUGGGCAUCGGCAGCGUCCUUUCACUGCAGAACUUCUGGCAGCAUCGUAUCAAGGACUAUCACAGCUACAUGCUCCAGGUGAGCAAGCAACUGGCUGAAGAGUAUGAAAAGCUGGUUAGCCCAGAGAAGGCGUCUGCUGAGGAUACCAAGCCACUGAAGAUAAAGGAGGAACCUAUCAGUGACAUUGCUUUCCCCAUCAAUGAAGAGAAUGAGCCUGACCUUUCCACAGGCGAGCAGGCCUUGCAGCUUGGAGUUCUGGCACAGGCUCAUGAACGUUAUACUGCUGCACUGGAGGUUGAUGCAUCUCCUCAGACAUCAGGCCCUGAGGUUAGCAGCUCUCCUCUGUGGAACCUAACUCAAGUUAAAAUGGAGCCUCAAGAGAAUGAAGAAGGCAACGGUCCUCCUCACGGUGUUUUGGGCAACGAUGUGUUUGAAGAACCAAUGUCUGCCAUGAGUGACUCUGGCAUCCCACAAACUCCAAACACUGCUGGCUCUGAUGGCAGCUAUAUAUCUCACUCGCCUGACAGUCUAAUGGCAUCUUCUCCUGUUUUCAAUCAGCGACCAAAGAAAAAGCUAAGGAAGGUGUGAAAGCUCACCAACCAUUCAAUAGUUAGUUUUUAAGGAGUUUAUUUGAAGCAGUUGCUCUCCUCAACAAUGCUAAUUUGAUAUAUUCUUUAAUCAGAUCUGGGAUAUAUUGUACUUACAGAAUUAUUUUGUACUUUUAAGAAUCAGGGCCAAAACAACAAACAAAAAAAAACAACUAGUUCAUACUUCCUUUGAGUUUGUGAGGUAGGGGAAGGCCGUGUGAGAGAGAGAGAAUGGGGAUUUUGUGGAAACUGAUGCAUAUUUUAACUUUUAGACUGAGUUUGAGUUGAGCUCCGAAGGGAAGCUUUUUCCCUCAGACGGAUGGGCUUCUAGAAAAAAAGAAAUUCAGUUUGUACCCCAUUCAAACAAUAAAUUGCUUGUCAUGGAGGCAAAUGUGGAAGCCAUUUAUGCAUGCUUGCCACUCUGGUGUAUCACUGUAUGAAAUAAGUUCAGAGAAUUUCAGUGUUUAUUCUGAAAUUUUAAGUUGCAAGAAUUCAAGUCAGUGUUAUACAGAACACAGUGCAGUUUAACAUUUCAUGUUUCAUUUUAGUCAAUUUCCUUUGUGCCUUCACUUAAUACAUUUAAAAUAGACACCAUCUUUGCAAACUGUUGUUCCUCCCUAUUCAAACAGAUUAACUGGUCAGGUUACUCAGCAAAAUCCUACAGUGAAACCUGCGGCUGCUUGACAAUGCAUAUUCUACUUUAAACUAAUUUGCUUUCUACAUUUGACAUUUUAAACUGGAGGGUUAAUUUACUGAUCCCACACUCUAUUUCUAAGGCUCAUGGAAUUAAUGGUGCAUUUUGGUAGCUUCUCAUUGUUGGGGUGUCGAUCCUCGAUUACUUCAACCAUGUACAAUUGCGGUAGGUGUACAAUGCAUACCUUGUAGACUGACCUCAGUAUUAUCUUGAGCUUGAUUUAAAAACAGAUUGUAGGAAGCUUUGUGGAAUGAAAGCCAAAAACCACACAUCUUGUUUUUCCUAAAUUAAGCAUUUUCCCAUUUAAUUUUACACUCUUAAGGUGGAUCACUGAAUAAGCAAAGAAUUGAGAGAAGUUUCAGCACCAUUGAUUUAAUCAUGAUUAUACCCAGAAAAUAAUUUUUUUUUUAAAACUGCAGAUGCUGGAAAUCUGAAAUAAAACAGAAAUGCUCUCAAUGAAAAGAGAAACAGUUAACAUUUCAAGUGGAAGUGGACUUGAGCUGUCAAGUAUUUGCAGCAUUUUCUGUGGUUUGUGAUCUUAUGCCCUUUCUCCCAGCUUAAGUUUGCAAAUUAGUUUUGAUCUCCAGGCUUUGAAUUGUUGCUGGUCAGUUUUGGAUUUUACACCCCACAGGAAUCUAAAAGGUCCAGUAUUAAAUGUACUAGCUAUCAAAAAGUCAGCAUUUUAUAUCAUGCCUUGUAUCUGAGACUUCCUAGAAAGAACAGGCUAUAUAAAGAGAUUGCAAAAAAAUGAAGAGGAGAUUGAGUCAUACAGGAGAAGUAUGUGUUUUAAUCCACUUGACAUUGUGGUAUUUUGUAUCAGCCAUUGAUGCAUCUCUGCUGUGCACUAAAAGGCCAGAACAGCAUUUUUGUUUCCCUUUUUUAUGUCCUCUUGAUGUUACCAUUGAACUUGUAUAAAGAGACAGAUUGGAAGCAAGUGUUACUAUUGUGAACACUUGUCUGCUGCUUUUACAAACUCGUUAUUUUAAUGUGCGCCACUCAUAAAUUUCCCGACUGUCCUUUUUUCUGAAAGGGGCUCUGAAAAUUAACCCAAGUGUUGGAGCAUGCAGCCUAACAGCCCUUCUUUCUCUGCUCUGGAUUUAUUUCUAUGUACAAUGGCUACUAUGUACCCUGACUAUGUAAAUAAAUGGUUCUUUACCAGUCUGCCUUUCACGUAUGGUCUAUCAUAAUCUUAUCUGAAAAGGGACCAAGUUUCUUGGAUGAGACCAACCUUCAGAGCUCAUAUUAUCUGGAUUCAGAGGUUGAUCAGAUUUACUGCCAAUAGUUACACAUUUCCUUAGAGUGACUAUUUCUCAAAUGUUAAUUUGACCUGCCAUUAAAUGUUGUAAGAUCAACUUGUUGCAUACUUUAGUAGUUGAAUGCAUAAAAAUCUAUAACAUUCAGCACAAAGCUAAGAGAACUUACAUAAUUACCGAGGUAAAAAUCUGAUGAUGUUUUUGAAAGGUUCUGUGUUAGGGCCUUGAUUUUUAAACAGACUACUGAUGCUGGAAUUACUCAGCAAAUUCAUUAUCCCAUCGUCUUUUCCCAGGUAUAAAGUUUCAGGGAACAGCCUGUACCUGAAAUGUCAAACUACUGACGUGUGCUGAACAUUUCUAUCAUUUUGUUUUUCUUGCUUAUCAAUUAUCCUUGUUUGAACUCCAGCCCACUGCUCCUGUCUACCAAUCAUGUAUAAAGGGAAGCAGUAUAGUCUGGGAAAGCUAAGCUGGAAUAGGUCUCUUUUUAAGUACCUUGGGCAAGCUCUGUAGCAAUAAAAGAAAUGAAUUGCUGUUGCCUUUUAUCCUGUCGGAAUAAAAUGAAUUAUUUCAA
Messenger RNA from Hypanus sabinus (Atlantic stingray), 4165 nucleotides. It is a transcript of the gene supt7l, whose product is annotated as SPT7 like, STAGA complex subunit gamma. The transcript has 5 exons. Gene Ontology annotation, molecular function: transcription coactivator activity; protein heterodimerization activity. The record is from RefSeq and is a predicted model, not a curated record. Bases 401 to 1648 code for a protein of 415 amino acids. Gene Ontology annotation, cellular component: SAGA complex. Lineage: Eukaryota; Metazoa; Chordata; Chondrichthyes; Myliobatiformes; Dasyatidae.